Molecule: messenger RNA, 981 nt
Organism: Puccinia triticina
Lineage: Eukaryota; Fungi; Basidiomycota; Pucciniomycetes; Pucciniales; Pucciniaceae
Exons: 3
Coding region: 1-981 (326 amino acids)
Source: RefSeq, a predicted model, not a curated record
AUGUCCACGUUGCCACAACGCUCCCUUUGGCUCGGGAUCAUUGUUGCUCUCUAUACCCUUUCUGGCUCAGCUAUUGUCGAAGCCGCUCCUGCUUACACUUUAGGCACAACAAGAUCCAUCAAGCCGGAUGUCGGCCUAACCCGCCCAGUUACUGUCGAUUUGCGUCUAGCACUCGGUCCCCCAACAUCAAGCGAGAAAUUUCGUGUCGAGGACCCCGCCAAGGUUCGUGGCAACGCAGGGCGAUCCGAUGCCGCUGACUAUAUGAAUAUUCCGACGGACCCUCGAUUCGACCUCGGCUUGCACAGGGACUACUUGAAGUUGAGCCUUGAACCCUCAGCACCAAAGACGCUGGCUAAUGGUGCUGGGAAGAAGCCGAUCCACCCUCAGCUCGAUUUGGAAAUGCACGCGAUCAAGACCCCAGCUGGUGCACCUGUUAAUUACGAAGGUGUUUCCAGCCAGCUUCCUCACGAUUUUGGCCAAAAGGCGAUAUCCCAAGGGAUGUACGAGCCUCAGUUGAGCUUAGGGCCUCCAAACCUCCAGCGAAGCGCACUUUUGAGACAAUUCCGUGGCAGCGCUGGCAGUCAGCCUUCAAUUGGCAAAGCAGGGUCCUCAUUGAAAUCAGUAAACCCCAAGAAGAUUCAACCAACGCUUUUUCAUUCCAAGUUCAAGAAGUCCCCACAUCUUAGGGUGAUGAUGCAUGACUCCCGAACAAAUCGAUAUUUUUCUCGACCCAUCGAGGGGUAUUCGCUCCCGGGAAAAUCACCGAUCGGGCGCGGGCCCUCCAGCCAAGCCGCUCGGAUGCCCCAACCAAGUGCGGAUUUGAACGCCCCGAAGUUUCAUACUCGGGUCGAGCUUUCACUCAAGCAGAUACGAAUGAUCGAGAAAUCUCUGUUCAACAUUGAAUUCAGAAACUCCGAACGGGUUCAUGAGCGGCCUACCGAAAGCAACUUGCCCCACAAACGCCAGCGGAAAAGCCUGUAA